This is a messenger RNA of Cryptomeria japonica (Japanese cedar), 2253 nucleotides long. Its product is annotated as L-type lectin-domain containing receptor kinase IX.1-like. NCBI's taxonomy places the organism in Eukaryota, Viridiplantae, Streptophyta, Pinopsida, Cupressales, Cupressaceae. The record is from RefSeq and is a predicted model, not a curated record. Gene Ontology annotation, biological process: protein phosphorylation. The transcript has a single exon. Gene Ontology annotation, cellular component: plasma membrane. Bases 100 to 2145 code for a protein of 681 amino acids. Gene Ontology annotation, molecular function: carbohydrate binding; ATP binding; protein kinase activity.
AGUGGGAAAACUGUAACAGAGUUCUUGGAGCUUUUUAAAUGGCGAAACAUCAAAAAUUCAUACUAAGAAGAGGCGAGAGGAUUCAAAGCUUGAUUAAAAAUGAGCUUCGGUGUUCUUCGAUUCUCAAUUUUGUUCUGGGCUUCUGCUCUGGUUGUCCUUUCAGAACCAGGAAGCCUAAUUACUUUCAAUUUUCCAUCUUUCGACAACAGUUCCAGCGAAGAUAUUGAGCUCCUGUAUGAUUCUCAUAUUGAACGCAACGGGAGAUUUAACUUCCUGCAACUCACCAGAAAUGAUGGUGGAAUCCCCUACAGCGAAGGGUGGGCUACUUACAAGAAAUCAAUUCCAGUUUGGGACACAUCUUCCCAGCACCUAGCAAAUUUUACCACGCACUUCGAAUUCUUCAUCAAGCCAGACAUCAACAAUACUUUUGGUCCAGGCGAAGGGCUCACUUUCUUCAUGGCGCCACUGGAUUUCAAAGCACCGGAAUCGUCAGCCGGAAAAUGGCUCGGCUUGUUCAACACAACGACUGUAGGAAAAUCUUGGAACAGAGUAGCGGCCGUGGAGUUCGAUACAGAUAAAAUUUCGCACGAUCCCGACGACAACCAUGUCGGAAUCGAUGUCAAUAGCAUCGUAUCUGCGGUGAAUUAUUCUCUGGUUAAUGGGAGUCUCAAAGACGGGCGAAAGUGGAGGGUUUGGGUGGACUAUGACGGUCGGCAGAAGAAGCUUCAGGUUUUUCUUGCGGGUGAAAAUAAAACGAAAUCAGGGGUUCCAAUCCUAAAAUAUGGCAUAGAUCUGAGGCAAAUUGUCCCGGCGGACGUCAAGAUUGGCUUCUCGGCUACUACAGGGAUGGGGCGCGGGACUCAUACUCUGCUUUAUUGGGACUUCAUUUGCAGAACUUCAUGGAAUGCUUCCAGUGUAAAGAUCAAGGGUUCGAACCCUGUCAAUGACGAAAAGAAGAAGAAAAAGGACGAGAAGGUAUCAAAAUCUAAAUUUAUUUCUGUUUCUGUUGUGUUAAGCUUUCUGGCCGUCGCCUGUUGCUUAGGUAGCGGGUGGCUAUGGCGGCGUUAUAUGAAGACCAAGCGCAGAGCAAUAUCCACGACCGAAGAAGGGCAAGAAGACAUGGAUACGGACCUGGACGAGCAGGUUUCCAAAGGUCCGCGGAGGUUCACUUUCUCAGAGCUCAGCGCCGCAACGAAAAGCUUCAGUGAGGAUGAAAAGCUCGGGCAAGGAGGCUUCGGAUCGGUUUACAGAGGGGUUUUGGAGGAGACAGAGGAGGUAGUAGCAGUGAAAAGGAUUUCGGAAGCUUCCAGACAGGGGAAAAAGGAGUAUGUUGCAGAGGUGAGCAUAAUAACCCGGCUAGGGCACCGGAAUCUGGUUCAGCUUUUGGGAUGGUGUCAUGAAAAGGGGAAAUUGCUUCUGGUUUAUGAGUUCAUGUCCAAUGGAAGUCUUGACAAGCACAUUUUCAGGGAUUCCUCGGAUUCCCCUGUUUUGGAUUGGGAUCACAGGUACAGUAUCGCCUGUGGAAUAGCCUCCGCUUUGGUUUAUCUUCAUGAGGAUUGGGACCAAUGUGUGCUUCACAGGGAUGUAAAGUCCAGCAAUGUGAUGCUGGAUUCGAAUUUCAAUGCAAAAUUGGGGGAUUUUGGGCUGGCCAGGCUUGUGGAGCGCGAUAUGGAGGCUUCUGAGCAUACGACUGUGGUUGCAGGAACCCUAGGUUAUUUAGCCCCGGAAUGUGUGAUAACAGGGAAAUCGACUCCUGAAUCGGAUGUUUACAGUUUCGGCGCAGUUGCUCUAGAAAUUGCCUGCGGAAGAAGGGCUUUGGACCAGAGGCUGAGAGAGAAUUUUAACUUGAGGCUGGUUAAAUGGGUUUGGGAUUUGUUUUCGCAGGGCAGGGUUUUGGAUGCGGCUGCAGAGAGCAUGCGUGGUGAAUUUAAUGGUGAAGAAAUUGAGCGAUUGAUGGUUGUGGGACUGUGGUGCUCUCAUCCGGAUCCUACGGCCAGGCCUUCCAUGCGAGAGGCGCUCAGGGCUCUGAGAUUGGAAACAUUGGUUCCUUGUAUUCCAGUUAAGAUGCCUGUUACUGUGUAUUUAUGCAGGGAUCCCAUUCGGCCACGAGAUGUAUUAUCGUCAGCCUUGUUUGAAAGUAAGUAAGUCUGAAUCCAGCAGGAUUUCGUAAUCCCUUGUGAGAUGAUCACUAACUUCAUUUCAGAAUCCGUGAGUAACUGUCAUCUUAUAAUAAAUUUGGUGAACGGUUGAGAA